CCAAUGAGUCCAAUGAGCCCCACGUCCUCUCAGAACAACGCCCCAGGCUUUCAGCAGCAGCUCCAGCAGCAGCAGCAACAGCUAGGUUACAGCAAUGCACCUCCUCCCUCAACUCCUCAGGCAUUGCAUUACACAGCAAGCGGAUCUACAGCUUCAGCUUCAGCAAGCGCGCCUCCUCCUCCUCAACUGUUUUGGACCCAACGGCGGAUCCUUGGUUUGAACCCCUUUCCACGGUUUCAGCACACAGGUUCAGUCACCUCUACAGGAACAGACAUCUUUGUGUUUGGUGGCAACCAGCGCGGCGUUCCAAAGGACGAUCUCUUUGUCAUUGACACCGUGUCCCUCGAAUGUCAGGCUGUGGCCCCUGCAAGUGCAGACCCACCUAUGCCCAAGAGCGGACACUCCGCUGUGAACAUUGGCCAAUAUAUCAUCUACUUUGGCGGUUGGGAUCAGACGACGGGGCAGUGUGAUGAUAGUCUGCAUGUGCUGCACACGGCCAGAAAGGAAUGGAACAAGCCUUUGAUUCAGGCUCCAUUGCCCACACCGCGCCACUCUCACUCCGGAUGCAGUGUCGGCACAACGAUGUACAUUUUUGGAGGCCAGGUCGACGACCACUAUCUCGGUGACAUUGUUUCCUUUGACAUGAAGACGAUCACUCAUAACCCGCGAUGGGAGUUCAUUGAACCACAAACCGAGUCACCCCCAGCACGGUCAGGUCACUGUACAGCUGUCUAUGAUGGUAAAAUCUAUAUUUUCGGAGGAGCAGAUGCAGACUACUUCUAUAAUGACAUCUGGUGCUUUGACACACGUGUCAACACGUGGACACCCAUUCCAGCCUCAGGAUAUCUGCCAACGGGUCGUCAUGGCCACGCUUGUGUCAUCGUUGACGGUGUGCUCUACGUCUUUGGAGGAACCAGCCCCGAUGGCACAGAGCUAAACGACGCCUAUGCAUUCAGGAUACACGAACGUCGAUGGUAUAUAUUCCAGAACACUGGCUCUGCAGCCAGCCCUCGCAGCGGACACACCAUGUGCACGAUAAAAGACCGAAUCUACGUGCUUGGAGGAGACACUCAACAGGGUCUCGGUGAUGAUUCUGCUAUGAUCCAUUAUCUUGAGAUCCCCAAGAUCCGCUUUCCGGAUGCCUCUCAGACUAUACCACCUCGACAGGUUUCGUCUGCUAAACUCAUUCCCAAUCGACCAGGGGCUGGAUCACCCCAGCCAUCUCAACAGCAGCAAGGAGAUAUCCCAUCAGAUGUCGAUUCGGAUCGCAAUUCUGGUCAAUCUCAGACACCCAACAGACCAGACCGCCCAGAUAGACCUGCACGCCCUGAUCGGUCAUUAACCCAGCGACCAACCUCUCCAGCAACUUUUGCAACAGUCGACAGACAGGUCUCGGCAGCAAACCCGAACAUAUCUCAGCAAACCAGCCAGCUCAUGAAUCCACAACUUGGUCAGCGUCCAUUAACGACAAUGGGUGCACCGCCACCCCGUGGAGCCAGCGUAGCCCACGAUCAACAAUCAGAACAUAUAUCUAUUGCCAUGCGGCGACAAACUUUCAAGGAGGACGCGAACAGUGGAUAUGGUGCUUCCGGAGCAGGCAAUACUAGCCCGACAGCAAAUCGUCGAACUAUGCAGGCGAUGCCCGGAGCUCCCCCCAGUAAUGGAGCCAACUCCCCUUCAUCCCUUCGUUUAAACAAUUCUUCUGAAGUUUCAUAUCUUCCGAACCGCGGAGAGAUGAGUCCUACUACGACGAGACACGAGCGCCGGGCAGUCAAUGGUUUGUCGCCGGCUGCUCCUGCUAGUAGCCGUAAGGAAGAUGAGGUCAACCCUUACGCUAUGGACGUCAUCGCUGCCUCGCAGGAUACUCAAGGCAAUGGCUCAGAAACCUAUGUUCCUCCUCCUCCGCUGUCUGCUGGUACGCGCCAGAAUCUACCACAGGCGCCCACAACACCUUCGCCACUAGUUUCGGGACAAAUCUCAAUGCCUGCAAGUGGCUCCAUGCCUCCACCAGGCUCUCAAGGAAUCACAAACCGGUCCCCAUCCCCUGCAACGGGACGUGCUUACAGCCGCGUAGCAAAUACUCCUCCUCCCCAUCUCACAUCUGCUGCUGGCGCAAGCCAAGCGGAAUCUGGCUCGACUGCGCCCGCAAAUAUGGCCAUACAGGAAGCAUACAGCCGUUUGGAGCAGCAGAUGAAGGAACGCGACGAUGAGCUGGCGCUGUUGCGGAAACGUGAGAACUGGUUAGUGGCGGAAGUUAUGCUGGCGCGCCAGAUGUCAGGUAGUGAAUUCCAGCAGCAUCAACAGGCGCAUUUAAACGACAAGAGGCUCUCGAUGGCGGAUCUGGAAAAGGAGAUUGCGGAUUAUCAGCUGGAUGGACAUCAGCUGAAAGUUGCAGAGGCGCUGUUAAAGGUCAAGGAAGAGUUGAGGAAUGCCAAGAUGUCGAUUGCGACUCAGGCUCAGGCGGCUUCACUAAAGAUUAAGGAAGCCGAGCGUAUCAGAACAGGCGCUCUCCAGGAGGCCGCUUAUCUCAAAGCAAAAUUGUCUUCCAUGUCAAACGCCCAGCAAGACCCUGGAGCCCUUGCCCGGGUCGAAAUGGAGCGCGCUUCAGACCUCGAGAAGCGACUGACGUUCGCUCUUGGGGAGAUGGAAGUUCUGGAAGCACAGUAUGCCAAGAGUCAGGAGAGUCUCCAACAGGAGAAAUUGGCACGUCUUGCAGCUGAGGAGCGAUCGAACGGUGCAUCGGUUUUGGCAGAACAGGCGCAGACAGCCCAUACCAGGGCUUUAGCAGAGUUAGCAUCACUGCAUGCACGUGCAUCUAAAGCUGAAGCAGAGUCCCGAGAGUGCGCAACCCAGCUGGCAGAGAGCCAAGCUGGUUUUUCAGGACACCAAUCACAGUCGUCUGGAUUGUUGCAGAGGAUUACAGACCUGAAGCAGCAGGUCGAGGAGCAUCAGACAGCGCUGGAGAGGACGCAGAUGGCUUAUUCGGCUGCAAAUGAGAGAGCCAUGCGUGCAGAGGCUCUCUGUGACGAGUCUUCGGGCAAGCUGGAGAAACUGGAGGCUCUGAGAUCGGAGCUGGCUAGCGAGCUCGGUCGAUACAGGGGUGAGGCGGAACGGUUGCAGUCCAAGGCUGAGGAGUUAGAAAACCGCUGGCAGAUUUCCAAAGACGAGGUCAUCACUCUACGAAAGCUGGUUGAAGAUGGACUGGGUGCCUUCAACCCACGCGGCAAACCGGCGCAGUCGGCAGAGCGCAAGCAUGACAGCAUUGCGAUCCUGAACACGGUCUCGAAGGUAUCCGAGUUGGAGCACGAACUCAGCUCGCUUAAGGUCCUACACAAGAAUUCGCAGGCGUCGGCAUCGAAGUCUGCAGCAGAGUUGGCAGAUGCUAUGAUUGACCUCUCGCGACUGGAGCAGAGCUCUAUGAAGGCCAAGGCGGAGUCCAUCUCGUUGCAGAAGCAGUUGGCAGGAGUGCGCGAGGGCAACGCAGAGCUGAUGAACGAGCUCAGCAAGGUGGAGCAGGAGCUUGAAAAUAAGGUCAAGGAAGUGGAGAAUAACGAGGUUCAACUUGGACUACUCAAGGAUGUGAUGCGAGAGAAGGGCAUCAUUGCUGAAGACAUCAUGCUUCAAGCAGCGGUCCGUGGAUCGGGAGAUUAUGCUGCUUCAAUGGAGGCCAAGGUCAAGCGGACAGAGGAACAUGCCAAGUCACUGGAGCAGGAGCUGGAGGAGACCCGUGAACAUUUCACGCAGCAGAUGGAGACCUUUGAGGCUCAGAGACAGGCGACAGUCCAGCACUCGGAAAAGACUGGCCUUCUGUUGCGAAAGAUGAAGAAUGAUCUAGCAACUACCUUGAAGGAGAAGGAGACCGCUGAGGCCAACUUGAGGCAGCUUCAGGAGACCCAUGCCCGAUGCAGUGAGCUCUCUCAGUCGCGAGGUGUCGAUGGCAGGCGACAGGAAGACGAACGUGUCCAGAUGCUACAGCUUCACUGGGAUGAGGAGCGUGGCGAUUUGACGGCACAGAUCAGUGGCCUUCAGAACCGCCUGGCUGAGGCUGAGUCGCACUCUGCAGAUCUCUCUCGAAAGGUGAUCUCGCUUACUGAGCGGAUUGAAGAAGUCGAGACAUUGAACGAGGCCAUCUCGGAGCAAGUCGAGACUAUGCAGGAGCAAGCGGACGCUUUCAAGGCCAAGGCAACGGCUCAAGAAGCGCAACUCAAGUCGGAUGUAGAGCGACUGGUGAACGAGGUCCAUCAAGCCCAGGAAAUGGUCCAAGCGAAGCAGCGAGAACUGGAAAACGCAUUCACUCUGAACGAGCAGCUCGCGACACAACUCGAUCACGCGCUCCAGGCACAGGCUGCCGCCGUCAGUGCCUCGUCCGGAAAGGGUGGUGCUGGCUCAGAGGCGACAUUGGCGGUAUUUGCACAGCAGCGUCAGGAUCUAGAGCAGCGACUCAAGCAGGCUCAGGAGUCGAUCCAGGUUCUCGAGGGUGACAACUCUGUGCUCGAGGCUAGAUUGCUGGAGUCGGAGAAGAAGGUCGCCCUGCUCCUGGAGAACAUGCAGAGCAGUGUAUCCAACCCUACCUCGCCACUCAAUUCGAGCAAUUUUACGGGUUUCCAUCAGCAAUUGAGCCAGCAGCUCGCUCGCGGUGUCAGUCAAUCGAAUGCGGCAUUGAACUCUGCCGUGGGCCCGCAUUCAUCGUCUUCAGCACAUCACCAUCCUUCAUCCACGAACCAGCAUUUUAAUAACGCCGUUAGGAGCAGCAGUAGCCCUCGAGCGGGCAGCAGGAACGGAAACAGGCCUUCAGGAUCAUCUCCUUCAGGUCUUCAGAUCCAGAAGAAGAAUAGUCCCAGUCCUAACCAGUAUACAAACACGGAUGAUCUGUACAACUAUACCGGCUCCCCCCAGAACAGCGGAGGAGGACAGUAUACGGAUGGCCUCAGGAAUGAGGAUGAGGACAUUAACUCUCGACUGUAUCGCGAUUCUGUGGACUCGAUUACCCGAGAGCUCGAGUUGUUGAAGGUGCCCUGGAACAAGGGCAAUGCCGCCAGCAGCAGUGGUACUACUUCUGGGGCGGAAGGCGGUCGCAAGUCAGCGUCGCCCCUUCGACGACAGCAGGAGCAGCCUCGCCAGGAACAAUCUCGCCAGGAACAACCUCGUCAGCAGCAACAGCAGUAUGGAAACUAUUACGGAAACAACACCGGUGCUGGAGGAGCUAAUCGCUACAUGUACGACGAUGAAGACGACGAAGAGGUGGGCGUGAGUUACCUUGCGCACUUGCAGCCACGCACGUCCACCUACCAACAACAGCAAAAGACUGUGGAUACCCACUCGUUCAAUGACCGAAGCCCCUCGCGGCUGAAGGAGUAUGAGCAAAUGAUUGACGAGAUUGAGAAUGCGAGAAAGCAGCAAUAGAGACAGGAGGAGGACAUUUUUUUAUAUUUUUGUUCCAGUAGAGCUACAAGUUAUUUUUUUAGAUUCUUGUUUAUUAUCAUGCACCACUCUCCACGCAUCUUUUACACAUUCGCACGCACAUUUCAUGAGAGCCAGCACAAUGACCACCGGCAAAAAAAAAUAAUAAAACCAUUAACUUAUUAACGCAU
Messenger RNA from Gamsiella multidivaricata, 5591 nucleotides. RefSeq lists its product as uncharacterized. The record is from RefSeq and is a predicted model, not a curated record. The coding region runs from base 4 to 5403 and encodes 1799 amino acids. NCBI's taxonomy places the organism in Eukaryota, Fungi, Mortierellomycota, Mortierellomycetes, Mortierellales, Mortierellaceae. The transcript has 7 exons. Gene Ontology annotation, molecular function: protein binding.